This is a messenger RNA of Zasmidium cellare ATCC 36951, 1935 nucleotides long. RefSeq lists its product as uncharacterized. The record is from RefSeq and is a predicted model, not a curated record. The coding region runs from base 1 to 1935 and encodes 644 amino acids. The transcript has 4 exons. Lineage: Eukaryota; Fungi; Ascomycota; Dothideomycetes; Mycosphaerellales; Mycosphaerellaceae.
AUGGCAGAUGCAGGAAGAGCCUACGGACAAACAGCGCGUUUUACCACUCGAGAAAGGCGACGUGAGGGAGGGGCGGCGAGAGCAGAAGAGAUGACAAAAGAAGAGAGAUGCACAGCACCACCCGAAGUCGCAGGAUCGAUCAGGACGGCUUCCGAGCACCUGCCACGGAUGCUCAGCUCAUUGAUGGGCCACAAACUCACAGCAAGCAGCCUUCUCCCGCGCCAGCAAUCGAUCGAGUUCUUCCGAGACCACCAAAUACAGCACGAGCGCAAGAUACCCGAGUGCUCCAGCAGGCGAGACAAAAGACAGCUCCUUCUUAUCACGUCGCCAGACCAGGAAGGGGGUGACAACAGGGCCAAUGAGGCGAAUACCGAGAAGAGAGAGCCUAGCAGUGUGCAAACGGUGGGGAGGCUUUCACAGGUCAUACUAGAAAAAAGAGUGGACUGCAAAAGCUGUUUCAUUCACCUAUUUGACCCGCUAACUUUCACGGCGAAAAGUCCGAGCUCCGUACAUGACAACUGUCUUCCCACCGUCGUAACCACUCACCCGACCCUCGACAGUGCGCAUCUUGUUGUACUGCGACCAGCGCUCCGCCCACCACCCACCACCCACCACGCACUGUUGGCGCCAGCCUCCCACCCUCACGUAGCCAUGGCAUUCGUUCGGCGCGAGUAUGAGGCCCCAAGUAUCCGCGACAAGAGCAUGGUAUACAGCGACACCAAGAGAUUCGUGAACAGCAAUUUCGGCGACACCGUCCGGCCGAUUGUGGUCGGCGACAUACUCCCAGACACGGGAGACAGGAUGACGAGAAAGUUCGUGCGUGCAAAACUAGGCAUUGCCAUCAGCGUGAAGGAAGCGAAGGAGUCCAAGAGCAUGGAAACCCAGGAAGCGAUGGACAGAUGGUUGUUUGAUCGUAGACUUUUAGCAUGGGAAGAUGUUGGCGCCGACGGCUGGUUCGGAAACUGGAGUGGUUUGAGCGACUGGGAGAUAUUCUGGCAAUGCAAUAGUGCAGGCUUCUCGGAUAGGUUCAAGUACACCCCAGGUGAGGAGCUGAGCGAAUACUGGGAGUCCCUCUUCACGAUCACGCAAGCGCGAAUCUUCGUGCGGAAAGGCGUGCGCCGGAGCCUGGCUCCGGGAAUCACCUGGAGGCCCAAACCGACGUCGAAAUUGCAAUCCUCUCCCCAACAGCGGCACGAUUCGCAGUCCAACACAACAUCUUCGAGCAAUGUCGCCGUCAAGUCGACCGCUGUCCAUACAGCGGGUCGAGGCCUCUUCAAGUUAUCCACCGAGCUGCGCAAUUCCAUCUACGAAAUGACCAUCCGAGAUCCGAUUGGAGAGAAUCGAGUGGUUUACGUCUUUCCAUCGCUCCCCGGAAUAUCCUGCUUCUCGCCCAACGCCUACCAGCAAUGCCGGGACCCAGGAAUACUACGGACCUGCAAGAGAAUCCGCGAAGAGUCGAUGCCCAUCUACUACACCAAUCAGAAUAUCGUCGCCGUUAUGCCACCACUCUCCCGGCUCCGUGUGAUAUACAACCCGACCGCGCACUUGCAGCCCCUCCUGCCCUUCAUGAGAAACCUGGACGUGUUACACCGCUUUAACUAUAACGACCACAUCAAGCAUUCCGAAGAGCAGCAGGCCCAGCCCCAUUAUGGCACUGCGACCGUCGUACUGCAGCUUCGUGGGGACUCGUUCUCGACCGCCGUGUUCGUAGACGCUGCCACGAGCAACGAACGUGAGAGAGCCCAGAACUGUUGUGAUGGAAGCAAUCUAGAUUCCAUCUCGAGAGGCGUGGAGGCGAUGGAGACUGUGCUCACAGAGGCUAUGAAAUCCCGUGUGAUCACGAAGCAGGGGGACUCGAUGUACAAGUGGAUGAAAUUCUCAAGGAUGGCGAUGAACCGAGUACAAGACGAAUGGGACGAGGCCAUCAGGGGCUGA